Messenger RNA from Scomber scombrus (Atlantic mackerel), 891 nucleotides. RefSeq names its product C-signal-like. NCBI's taxonomy places the organism in Eukaryota, Metazoa, Chordata, Actinopteri, Scombriformes, Scombridae. The record is from RefSeq and is a predicted model, not a curated record. Bases 65 to 838 code for a protein of 257 amino acids. The transcript is spliced from 6 exons.
UAAACAUUUAACAGAGAUUGAAUGAUAGAGCUCAGACACAACUGUGCAUACUGAAACAGAGGAAAUGGCCGCCCAACCAGUCAACGUGCUAAUCACCGGAGCCAACAGAGGCCUGGGCCUGGAGAUGGUAAAACAAAUGGUGGAGGCUCCCUGUCCAGUGAGAAAACUGUUUGCCUGUUGCAGGGACCCACAUGGACCAAGGGCUGAGGCCUUGCAAGCACUGGCAAAGAAGCACCCCGGCAUCAUAUCCGUCAUCCGCCUGGACGCCACCGACCUUUGUAGCAUUAAAGAUUCCGCCCAGCUGGUGGGUUCUAUGGUGGGGACAGGGGGUCUCAACCUGCUGAUUAACAACGCAGGGAUGAUGGCCAAAGGCACUCUGCGGGACACCACCCCCGAGGACAUGCAGAGUACCUUUAACACCAACGUCAUGGGCCCGAUGAACAUGAUUAAAGAGUUCUUGCCUCACCUUCGUGCAGCAGUGCAGGCCAACGGGAAGCCGGGGAUGUCCUGCAACAAAGCAGCUGUCAUCAGCAUCUCCUCAGUUCUGGGGUCAUUGGACCUUGUAAAACAAACAUAUGCCCUCUUCCCUGCCAUCUCAUACCGCAUCAGCAAGACAUCUUUGAACAUGCUGACUGCGUGUGCUGCAGAGGAGCUGAAAGAGGAUGGGAUCCUGUUUUCAGUGCUACACCCUGGCUGGGUGCGCACUGACAUGGGUGGAGACGCGGGGGAGAUUGAUGCUCCGGAGAGUGUGCAGGGGAUGCUUCGUGUGAUAGCAUCCCUGACUGAACAGCACAAUGGAGCCUUCCUGGAUUACAAGGGCAAGCCUGUCCCCUGGUAGCUUUAAUCAACCACUUUGUGCUUCAUAAACUACAAUUCAAAUACAACUUUGAU